Messenger RNA from Striga hermonthica, 390 nucleotides. The record is from the annotation of a GenBank genome assembly. Lineage: Eukaryota; Viridiplantae; Streptophyta; Magnoliopsida; Lamiales; Orobanchaceae.
AUGGCCUUGAUUCCAAAGUACGCAUACACGGUGGUGUACGUGAAAGACGUGGCCAAUUCCAUCGCAUUCUACGCCAAGGCCUUCGGCUACCAAGUCCGCCGCCUCGAUCAAUCUCACAGAUGGGGGGAGGUGGAGAGCGGGCCGACAACCAUAGCCUUCACACCUGCGAAGCAGCACGAGACGGACCAUCGCACGGGGCCAGUGCGGGCGGAUCGGGACAGGAUCGAGCUCUGCUUCGACUAUGAUGAUGUAGAUGCUGCAUACAAGAGGGCGGUGGAGAAUGGGGCGGAGGGUGUGAGCGAGCCGGAGGAGAAAGAGUGGGGACAGAAAGUUGGUUACGUGCGGGAUAUUGAUGGCAUCGUCGUCAGGAUGGGAAGCCACGUCCGAUAG